Messenger RNA from Rasamsonia emersonii CBS 393.64, 3783 nucleotides. RefSeq names its product Protein transport protein (SEC31). Gene Ontology annotation, molecular function: protein binding; structural molecule activity. The record is from RefSeq and is a predicted model, not a curated record. Gene Ontology annotation, cellular component: endoplasmic reticulum exit site; COPII vesicle coat. The transcript is spliced from 8 exons. The coding region runs from base 1 to 3783 and encodes 1260 amino acids. Gene Ontology annotation, biological process: endoplasmic reticulum organization; intracellular protein transport; endoplasmic reticulum to Golgi vesicle-mediated transport. NCBI's taxonomy places the organism in Eukaryota, Fungi, Ascomycota, Eurotiomycetes, Eurotiales, Trichocomaceae.
AUGGUGCGUCUUAGGGAAAUUCCCCGGACGGCCACUUUCGCCUGGUCGCCCGGGACGGCCGCGCCCCUGAUCGCUACCGGAACGCGUGCUGGUGCUGUGGAUUUCGACUUCUCAAAUGAGACCAAUCUCGAGCUGUGGGAUCUGGGAUUGGAUAGCCAAGGGCAGGGCGCGGAGCUGCAGCCUAUUGCCAAGGUUCCCACUGAUUCGGGUUGUCUGAUGAGUGAGACUGGCAGGUUCAACGACAUCGCCUGGGCUGAAUACGACGAGAACAACCGAGGGGUCAUCGCUGGUGCUCUGGAAAAUGGCUCUCUGGAUCUCUGGGACGCCGACAAACUCAUUAAUGGAGCAAGUGACCCCUUGAUAUCGCGAAUAUCGAAGCACUCCGGUGCUAUCAAAGCUCUCCAGUUCAACCCCCGACAUCCGAAUCUCCUCGCCACCGGAGGCGCGAAGGGAGAGCUCUUUCUAACUGAUCUGAACAACACUGCCAACCCAAUCCGUCUCGGAAACACUGCCGCCCGAGCAGACGACAUCGAGUGUUUGGACUGGAACAAGAAGGUGGCGCAUAUCUUGGUCACCGGUACCAACGCAGGCUUUGUGACCGUGUGGGACGUCAAGACCAAGAAGGAGAGCUUGACAUUGAAUAACCUGAAUAGGAAACCGGUUAGCGCCGUAGCGUGGGACCCCGAUAAGCCAACGAAACUUAUGACGGCAAUACCGCUCGAGUCUGACCCCGUGAUUCUCCUCUGGGAUCUCCGAAACUCUAAUGCGCCCGAAAGGACUCUCAAAGGCCAUGAGUCCGGUGUCCUGUCGCUGUCUUGGUGUGCGCAGGAUCCCGAUCUGCUCCUUUCUUCGGGGAAGGACAACCGCACGAUUUGCUGGAAUCCCCAGACGGGUGAAAACUACGGAGAGUUCCCAAUUGUCACGAACUGGACGUUCCAGACGCGGUGGAACCCCCAGAACCCCAAUUUCUUUGCUACCGCAUCCUUCGAUGGCAAGAUUUCCAUCCAGACAAUCCAGAAUAUCAGCACCGAGGCUGCUCAAAACGUGGUUGGCCAGAAUCAAGCCCUGGAUGGCGAAGACUUCUUUGCCAGGGCACAGACACAGCCUCAAGUGGCCACGUUCUCCUUGCCAAAGGCACCGAAGUGGCUGGAGCGGCCGGUUUCCGCGUCUUUUGGUUUUGGAGGCAGAGUUCUCUCGGUUGGCCUAGCGGACCGUGCGAAGCGUUCCUCGAAAGUCAGAAUCACUCCCUUUGAGGUGGAUUCUUCCGUCGGUACUGCUACGGAGAGCUUCGAGAACGCUCUCAAGGAAGGCGAUCUUCGCAGCAUCUGUGAAUCGCGGAUCAACAGUGCUCAGACCGACGAGGAAAAGGCUGACUGGAAGGUGAUUGAGACCCUGCUUUCUGAGAAUCCUCGUAAGGGUCUCGCAGAAUAUCUGGGCUUCUCCGAUGAAGCCGACGAAGCAGCCGAUGGACUGGCCAAGCUGGAGCUGAACAAGGAGGAAACGAACGGAGUGUCUGAAACUGAAUCCCGCGGGACGGGACCCAAGAGGCAUAAGCGGCUGACUUCGAUAUUCGACACGAAUGCAGAGGCAGACAGCUUUUUGUCUGAUCUCGCUGCAUCCAAGGGCGCUCGAACCAACAAUCCGUUCCAAAUCUACACCGGUUCUGAGUCUGAGGCAGACAAGAAAAUCACGAGAGCUCUUCUCCUGGGACGGUUUGAACAGGCUCUCGAUGCGGCCCUUCAAGAUGAUCGACUGUCAGAUGCUUUCAUGAUCGCAAUCUGCGGAGGCCAGAAAUGCAUCGAGAAAGUCCAGGAAGCGUACUUCUCCAAGCAGAGCGGGGGUCCCAACUAUCUGCGCCUGCUCGCGUCCAUUGUGGGAAAGAACCUGUGGGAUGUUGUGCAUAACGCGGACCUCGCGAACUGGAAGGAGGUUAUGGCGGCCCUCUGCACGUUUGCCGAUGAGAAGGAAUUCCCGGAUCUGUGUGAAGCUCUCGGUGACCGCUUGGAAGAGCAGUUCCGGAGCAGUGACGAGAAGGCUGCUCGCAAAGAUGCCUCGUUCUGUUAUCUUGCGGGAUCCAAGUUGGAGAAAGUAGUUGGCAUCUGGCUCGAUGAGCUCCGAGAGCACGAGAAGGCGGGCAUCGAUCAAGCCACCGAGGACUCUAGCUUCUCGGUGCAUGUCCGCGCCUUGCAGAGCUUCAUCGAAAAGGUGACUAUUUUCCGCCAGGUCACCAACUACCAGGACACGGAACUGCAGAAGGAUUCGGACUGGAAGCUCAGCAUCCUGUACGACAAAUACGUGGAAUAUGCUGACGUCGCUGCCACGCAUGGUCGGCUGGAUGUCGCCGAGCGGUACCUCAGUCUGGUGCCAGACAAGCACCCGGCGGCGGACGUGGCAAGGAAUCGGAUCAAACUGGCUACGAGAAAGGCUGAUGCUCCCAAGACAUCUCAGCAGCAUGCCGCAAGAACGGCUGCUCAGCCGUUGUCGCAACCCAAUAUUUACCAGCCCUCUCAACCGACUUUCUUGGGAAGCCCGGCUCCUGCGCAGAAUCCUUACGCUCCUCCGGGCACAGCUGCACCUGCGCCUGCAGCGCCCGCUCAAGCCGCGAACCCCUAUGCCUCGUUCGCCUCGGGUGGCUAUCCCAACGCUGGAUACCAGCCUCCUCAGUCGAUGAAGCCUCCGGUUGGUCCUCCUCCGCAGUCUUAUGGCGCUCCACCACCUGGAUCUUCCGUGCCCCCUCCACCGCGCGCUACGAAUCAAUCUCCGGCCCCUGUGACGACCUACACUACCGCUACAAACCUUCCAGCAUGGAAUGACUUGCCUGAAGGCUUCGGGGCCCCCAAGUCCUCUUCGCGAAGAGGAACUCCGAGCACUGCUGGCGUCAUCAGUUCUCCCUUCCCUAACCAGCCGCCGUCGACUGGGCCAACGCCUCCGCCAGCUGGUCCUCCUCCCGUGGGCGGCCAGAAGUCGCCUGCUCCUCCACCACCGAAGGGCCCUGCGCCGCCACGGGUCACAUCUCCGCCUUCAGUUGGGCCUCCGCCGCGAUCUUCCUCGAUCUCGUCAAACCCUCCAGCACCUACCAAUCCAUAUGCACCUCCUGCUCAGUCUCCUCCCACCGUUCCCGGAACGGCCGUGCCUCCCCCGAUCCCGCGCGGGCCUUCCCCUUACAAUGCACCCCCCGCUGGCCCUCCUCCAUCGAACCGCUAUGCGCCUAACCCUACCUCCUCGCCUCAGCUUCAAAGCCGCCCUGCUGUGGCACCGCCACCUCAGGCGGGCGCCGGUCAGCCGUACGCGCCGCAACAGUCCCAGGAGCAGAGUGCUUCUAGUCCCAGCCCGUAUGCCCCGACACCACCUCCAGCAGCCCAGCAGGGUCCACCCAAGGGCCCUCCCUCGUCGCAGGGCUCUCGUCCCGGUACGGCGCAAUCGCAGAAGAAGCCAGCUCCAGCGCCGCCCAAAAAUCCACCCGGUGACCGUUCCCACAUCCCCGCGAACGCGAUGCCCAUCUAUGAGAUUCUGUCGGCAGACAUGCAGCGAGUCAAGGCGCGUGCGCCGUCGUCUUUCAAGGCGCAGGUUGACGAUGCGGAGCGGAGAUUGAAUAUCCUCUUCGACCACCUCAACAACGAGGACCUGCUGAAGCCCAACACGGUCACUGACAUGGUCGAGCUGGCCAAGGCCAUCCAAGCCCGGGACUACGAGACGGCCAAGAACAUCCACGUGGACAUUCUGACCAAUCGCACGGAUGAGUGUGGUAACUGGAUGCAUGAGCCGAGCAACCCCUUGAAUUAA